Paramuricea clavata is the source of this 4087-nucleotide messenger RNA. The record is from the annotation of a GenBank genome assembly. Lineage: Eukaryota; Metazoa; Cnidaria; Anthozoa; Malacalcyonacea; Plexauridae.
AUGACUAGUCAUACGUUUGACCUACGGGCGCAAAAGAGAAAUGUUUUUGUGACACAGUUAAGGUAGGAAGAAUACUUUUACAAAAGUGGACGAUAUAAAGUUUGACCUUGAUUGAUCUUGUCUCUUGUUUAAACUUUUCAGAGAUCAGGAAGAUUUUGACGAUGAUAAGGCUGAUUUUAUCAAGAAACAUGCAAUUGAUGAAGUAUGUGUUUAAAUCAAUGUAAAACUAAUUUUCACGAGCAUAUGUGAAAGCGAUCAACGCGCACGAACGUAUCAUUUCCAUGAACCAUGAUUGCAGUUUUAAAUGCUUAUCAAUUGCUGCUUGUAUAACGUAGAUAAAGAGAAACAAAUUUAAAGUUUGAUAGUUUAGUAGAAUAGUGUACGAUUUGUUCGAAUUUUCGAGAAUGAGAAACACUCUGUUGAUUAAUUUAGUUACAUUCUAUUGAAUUACGUGUUUUAAUUGGUUCUUAAUUACGUCCUUGCUCAUUACGUUGUAACACUGAAGUAUUCUACAUUCUACACCACUAAUAAUGGUAUAAAUUCUGAUCUGUCACAUUAUUUGGUUGUUGAAAAAUUGUGUAUACACGUAGUAUUAUUUGAAAAAUGUUCAUUUGCUGCAUAAUUUAGUUUGAAGUCUUUAUAGCUUAUUUGAAAAAUGAAUAAGAAUCAUUCCUAACCAAAAAGUUUCAAAAUUGUGUAUUGAACCAAAUUAUCUCAGUUGUGUGAUUUCACGUCAAUUUUAAACACUGAUUCACACAGAGUUAAUAAUUUUAGGCAGCAGCGUGUACUCCCCCCCCCCCCGAUUUCAACUUUUCAGAACAGCCCCCCGGUUAGAGGCAUAGAGUACCAAGAAACUCGAGGGAACGACAAUCUCGUACCCAAAGUAUGCCCGUUCGCAGGUUAGGUACUGGGCAUGCCCAAUACUUAACCUGCGAACGGGCAUACUCUGGCCACGCACUCGCGAUCACUGCUUGGGUCAACACUGCAUGCCCAUGCAGCCAUCUGCAUCAAUAAUAAACAGCAUUUAAACAUCCCCAUGGCAUGCAUGGCUUAUAUUAUACCCAAACAACCCCAGCCUCUCAUUCAUUAGCCCAACUGAUCGGGCUGAUAAGUUUUUCAGGUUGAAGAUGUUGCAGUAGGGUUAGGAGUUGCCAAGUUUGAAGGUUCUAUUGUCUGUUACAACAUGAAAAUAGCAAAAUUCAAUCCGUACUUACCCUGCAAAACUAACCAGCUGCUAGCAAUCUCAGUGAACUCUGGACGUUACAGGUUCAAGCUCUGCAUGGGCUCUGGAGUUUUCCUGAGCUUACAAAACAAACACUAGCACUAUAGCUAAUCUGAUGUACGUUUGUUAGUCUUCCAGCAAGCUUCUGUCAAGCAGUAUUAAGACGUUACAAUCAACACUCCUCAUCAAGCAAGCAAGCGAGGCUGAUAAGCUUCAGGAAGAACUACAAAAGAAAAGAGAGGAAUAUCAUGAAAAGAUGUUGGCAUGCAGCAGUAAGGAAGAGAUGUUAAGGAAAAGACAACAACAGGUUGGAAGAACUCGGUCUGUAAAUUAAGUUGAAAGGCUAGAAGGUUGUUGGGAUUACAAAGUUUCACAGUGCACAUAUAUGAACACGCGUUCUGUCUUCAAAAUCAUAUGUGAACAAAAUUGAAGGUCAAUGUGAUCAAUUAAAUCCUGAAAGUAUCAGACGUCUCAUGUUAACUACUGUUGGGAUUCUAUACAAUUUCCUAAUGAAUUCAUCGCGUUUUGGCCAAAAAAUCUUAUACGAAUUUCUAUACGAGCACAUGCCACUGCGAAUGGUGUUUGCUCGCUGUUUAAUUGUGCUUCAAGUGCUGUUUGCCGCAGCAGUGGUACUGCCGUUAGGUUGCAGUUCAGUUCAGUAGGACUGUGGUUAAUUGCUGCGAGCCGUCACGAGUACGGUUGAUCUAACGCAUUUUAACCAUGGUUUUUGUUAGGUUUGGUAUUUAUGAGCGAUACUAUAGGGUCACGUCCUUAACCAUAAGUUGAUAUUUUUGUACCAUUAACUGCUAGAUCGGAGAAAGAGUGAAUAAAUUUGACAAGUUCAUCAAAGAGACAGAAGUAAAAAGAAGACGUGCCUUGGAGAAAUACCAGAAUGAGAAAAGACUGAAAGAACAGAAAACAAAAGAGUUGCAAAUUCACACACAAGAACUAAGAAAACUUAGACAACGGUAAUAUUUCCUUUAAUUUGACACUGAGAAAUAAUGUCUCUUUUUGCUAGUAUAAACCUAGUAAAGUCUUUUUGCCUAAUAUGAAACACCAGGAAAGAAAAAUAGCUAGCUUAGUAGGUCACGACGUUUUGAGGAAUUACUGUAAAAUGCUUUUCUUGCUUUCUAUCUUAAAGGUUUAAACAUCUGCAAAAGAAAGUUGAAACGUUCUCAGUGUAUCAGAAGUAUUUGAUGAAAGUCGUUGACAUUACCCCAGGAGGUAAAAAAUUAUCGCGCUGUUCCACGUGCGCAAAAUAGUUGUUAAAAACUCAAACUUUAUGAAUCCAAAAGCGGCUUAUGGCCAAUACAAUAUUUUUCUUUUAGAUUAUUUCGACAAUACGAAUGACUCGGUACUACUGGGAAUUAUGGCGAGACAUAAAACUCUCUUUUCUACUUUUGAAGUACUUUCUGCUACAUUGGGCAGGAAGACGGAUGAGGUUUGUAAUUAUGAUGAAUAACUACGGGGCUGAUUAUCCUGAAAUAUAGACGAAUCAUCCUGAAAUAGACGCAUCAUCACUCACUGGGCCAAUUAUAAUCAAACCAUCACUAAUUAUCAUCAUCACUCAUUAUAAUCACUAAUUAUCAUCAUCACUUAAUUAUUAUCAUUAAUCAAUUAUCAUUACUAUCAUUAAUGAUCAUCAUCACUCAUUAUCACUAUCGUUAAUUAUCAUCAUCACUUAUUAUCAUCACUCAUUAUCAAUAAAACUAUUACUAAUUAUCAUUAUAUUUAUCAUUACUAAUUAUCACAUUACUUAUCACAUAUUAGGUAGAAGCUUACCAACAAAUUAUUCAGAAUACUAAACAACUGUAUAAUCAGCAGUUACUAGUAAGUGUGUUCAGUAUUUUGUGUGUUUCUCAAUAGUCGGCGUACUCACUUCUGUGCCCCAUUAGCACUAGGAGGCUUGUGUGGUGAAAAUCAGUUCUUGAGUCUGUUUGAAGUCGUUUAUUAUUAUUAUUAUACUGUUUCCAGAUAGACAACAGUGAUAUUGCAAAGUUACAGAACCGGUUAGAAGAUAUAACUCAUAGCAACGCUCAUCUUGAACAUGUGCUUCAGACUAGCGAAGAAAUUUACCGACAACAGGUAAAAUGAUUGAUGUUGACACUUAAUCGAGCAAGUAAAUUUAAUUCACAUCUCUCCAACUUAUUCUCUUCAAAUACAAGGUUACUACUUUAAUAAUUGUGAACAGACUGUAGUUAACAUUUUCUCACUUUAUUAAUAUAGCGAACAACACUGGGUCAGGUGAAACUAGCUGUACUAAAUCUUGCAGAGAAAUGCGUCAGAAAACAUUGUCCACCAUUGGUCAGUCUUGAUAUCCUUGACAUGCUCUCUGUUAUUCAGGUUAUAAAAUUAAUACCUAUCAAUUAAUAAUUUCACCUUGGUACAAGAAGGUAAAUUAUAUAACUUUACCAAACAUCGCUGACAGGAUCCAUGCUACAAGUUAGGUUAGAUUAAAUUUUCCUCUUAAUGCCCUUACUGGACCUUUAGGGAGAACUUAGAACUGACAGAACUAUCCAGUGUAUACUGUAAAUAAAGAAAGUUCAGCUAACAAAAUUCCCAAUUUUUGUAGUUGUUUAUACAAGAACACCAAGAUAUCUGCAUUUUGGCAAGAAACAUGAAGACGCCACCACUACCAGAUCAAUCUGACACUGAACAAUCAAACAGUGAAAGAAAAACAAAACUAAACAUUGUCAAUCAAUACUUGGCCAGACCUUCAAUAAAUUUGCUUGUCACUUCACAGUCUGAAGAAUAUUUUUGAAGGAGUAACAAACUAUGCUUCAGUGUCUUGAGCUAUCUCUUGGAUGACAAAAACUAUAAGCACUUGUUGAAUGAUCUCAAAUAAAUUUAUUAUUUUUGCUGUGG